AUGUAUGUUGAGAAAAUGUAUUUUCAGGACAUGAAACCUUUGAAACAAGCCGCUGAUGCCUUUCUAGAACAGAAAAUGUGCGUUAGUAUGUUGCAUAAAAUUGCAACGUUUAUGGUGGCUAACUACCGCACAUUAAGAAAGUUAACCGAGGAUGAAAAAAUUGAAGUUUACCAAGCAGCACGACAGAUGUGUGCUGAAGUUUCAGUACAAGUGCCCAAUCACAGCAACCAAGAAACAAAUCCAGGGCCGUACAAAAUGGCGAAAUUUGAGGACUGGGCAGAAGAGCCUCCUCUCCUACAUGAUGAAGUCAGCAGAUACUUGCAAGAACACUGUGUGAACGAGGGAGAUAUUCUACAGUGGUGGAAAAAUAACUCCCAACGACUUCCUCGACUUGCGUGUGUGGCAAGAAAAAUAUUAAAUAUACCAGCCACUAGUGCGUCUAGUGAGAGAAUUUUUAGUUGCGCUGGAAACCUAAUUAGCGAAAAACGAUCACGUCUUAAUGCAGACAGACUUAACGAUCUUGUCAUAAUUAAUUCAAACAUUAAUCAGCAGACACAUUGA
This is a messenger RNA of Schistocerca serialis cubense, 561 nucleotides long. RefSeq lists its product as uncharacterized. The record is from RefSeq and is a predicted model, not a curated record. Gene Ontology annotation, molecular function: protein dimerization activity. The transcript is spliced from 2 exons. The coding region runs from base 1 to 561 and encodes 186 amino acids. NCBI's taxonomy places the organism in Eukaryota, Metazoa, Arthropoda, Insecta, Orthoptera, Acrididae.